Messenger RNA from Helianthus annuus (common sunflower), 1179 nucleotides. RefSeq lists its product as uncharacterized. The record is from RefSeq and is a predicted model, not a curated record. NCBI's taxonomy places the organism in Eukaryota, Viridiplantae, Streptophyta, Magnoliopsida, Asterales, Asteraceae. Bases 1 to 1179 code for a protein of 392 amino acids. Gene Ontology annotation, molecular function: nucleic acid binding; zinc ion binding. The transcript has a single exon.
AUGGCCGGUGAAACCGGAAAGGAAUCAACAUCUCGUGUAACUGAAGAGAUGAAAGCUACUAUUUCCGAGGAAGUCGGAAAAACUUUAGAAGCUAGUCUACCGCAGUUCAUUGAUAGACUACAAACUACGCUUUUAGCGGUAAUAGAGAUGAAUGAAAAGAAAAAUGCGGGUAAAUCGAAAGCGUGCCCAUAUAAUAAAUUUAUGGCAUGCAAACCCCCGUUAUAUCAUGGUGAAGUUGAUCCGAUCGUUUGUCAACGAUGGAUUAGCGACAUUGAAGGGGUAUUUGAAAGGACCCAUUGUGACGAGACUGAUUUCGUGGCAUACGGAACUGGUCAGUUAAGAGGCCAAGCCAAGGAUUGGUGGGAUAAUCUGAAGAAGGAACAGGGAAUUGAGGCCACGAGAAUUAUGACAUGGGAAGAAUUCAAAACACCGUUCCUUAGACAUCAUAGCCCGAAAGCUGUAAUCAAUAGGAUUAAAGAAGAGUUUAUUCAGCUAAGGCAUAAUGGUGAGUCGAUAGAGAAGAUUACAGGAAUCUUUCUCGAUAAGAUCAGGUUUUGCGAUGAGCUGGUUCAGACUGAAGAACAGAAAAUAUAUUACUACUACAACAUGCCGAGCGCGAAGUAUCGGGAGUUUAUGACUCCUUCAAAAUACGGGCAUCUUACAGAGAUAGUGAAUGCCGCACGUGAAAGGGAAAUUGAGCUGAAAAAGCAGAUUGAAAGGGGUGAGCGAAGGGUGUUUGAUAAAAACCCAAUCCCCGUAAAGAAACAAAAGCUGAAUGAAGCUCCGAAGAAAGGGGUUGACAAAGGGGGGAUACCUCCAUGCAAAAUUUGUGGAAAGAAUCAUAAGGGCGAAUGCUAUUUUAAAAACAAACCAUGUCCUACUUGUGGCAAAGUGGGACAUGUGGUUGCAAAUUCCCCGGGAAAGGUGUCAGUAUGUUAUAAAUGUUACAAAUCGGGACACAAAAAGUCUGAGUGCCCGGAGUUAGAGGGAACCAAAGACACCACUGAUACAAAGCCUGAUGCUCAGAAAGCAAGGGCAAGAUCUUUCAACAUGACAGCCGCUGAAGCUAAAACUGAACCUGAUGUUGUUUCAGAAUUCCAACACGAAUUUUAUUUGAUACGGGUGCAAAUAGAUCUUUUAUAUCACAUCGAUUUAUUCAACACCCUACAUUCACGUUAA